Molecule: messenger RNA, 771 nt
Organism: Saccharomycodes ludwigii
Lineage: Eukaryota; Fungi; Ascomycota; Saccharomycetes; Saccharomycodales; Saccharomycodaceae
Gene: OCA6
Product: protein-tyrosine-phosphatase
Exons: 1
Coding region: 1-771 (256 amino acids)
Molecular function (GO): phosphatase activity
Source: RefSeq, a predicted model, not a curated record
AUGACAAAUUCGUCAUCAUAUGUCGUACCUUUGAAAUAUGCACAAGUUCAACCAAAACUCUAUAGAGGAUCAUAUCCAAAAGAACACAAUUUACCCUUCUUAAAGGCAUUAAAACUCAAGACAAUAGUUUCCUUAAUACCAGGUCCUUUAAGCGAAGAAAAUGACCCGAUAAUAUACAAAUUUGUAAAAGAUAAUAAUAUUAAUUGCGUUCAUAUACCUUGUAAAGGCGCAAAAGAUAAGAAGAAGGACAAAAAGGACAAAAAAGUUAAAGAAAGGAUAAAACAAACAAAUGACACAGAAUUUUCUAAUAUCCUAGGCAAUAGCAAAGACGGUGCUAUCGAAAGUAAUGGCAACAUAAAUAAGACAGAAGCGGAAAAAAGCAAAAAGGAAGAAGAUAAUAAGAAAGCACUAAAGAAAGUGAAAAGAAGAGACAAAUCAGUACCGUUAACAAAUGAAGAUAUAUACGAUAUACUUCAAGUGUUGUUAAUAAAAAAGAAUUACCCCAUAUAUAUACACUGUUCUAAUGGUGAGCUCAUAACUUCUAUAGCCAUUGCAUGUUUAAGAAAAAUGUCAUAUUGGAGUAGUGUUUCGAUAUUCAAUGAGUUUUUGCAGUUUAGCGGGAAUAUAAAUGUUCAUGAAAGAAAAUUUAUAGAGGAAUUUAAUGCAAACGGGUUUGUCCCAAAGGACAAGAAUCAAGAACAUUACGUUGAAUGGAUCACUAGAAGAGAAGGGUGGGCCGGACCUAGACGGUUGAAAUUUUAUAGUGUAUAA